This is a messenger RNA of Acipenser ruthenus (sterlet), 330 nucleotides long. RefSeq names its product large ribosomal subunit protein mL62-like. NCBI's taxonomy places the organism in Eukaryota, Metazoa, Chordata, Actinopteri, Acipenseriformes, Acipenseridae. The record is from RefSeq and is a predicted model, not a curated record. The transcript has 3 exons. Gene Ontology annotation, cellular component: mitochondrial large ribosomal subunit. The coding region runs from base 1 to 264 and encodes 87 amino acids. Gene Ontology annotation, biological process: mitochondrial translational termination.
AUGACCUCUCAUACAAACCGAAUAAACAGAAGUGGGGAGCUGAUCGUCACCUCGGAAGUGAGCCGGUACCAGAUGCGCAAUCUGUCUGACUGUUUGCAGAAGAUCCGAGACAUGAUCGCUGCUGCCAGCGUGAAACACAGGCAGCCUUCCCAAGAAGACGUGGCUCUCCGACGCUACAGGAUAGACAAAAUGAACCGAGAACGCCUGCAGCAAAAGAAAAUGCACACUGCAGUGAAGCGAAGCCGACGCGAGGAGUUUGAUUGAAGGUGAUGCCAGGAUAUGAAGGCUGGCUGCAUUGAAGCAAUCUGUAAAGAAUAAAUGAAUGACUUG